AUGGCGAAACCGGUAGGUGCGUGUGGUUUUUUGCUUGCGAUUAUCGCUCUCACCAAGAUUGAGAGCGUUGCCUGCAGUGAGACGUUUCAGUUUCCCGACUUUGUCGCCAUCGAACGGAACGAGGUUCCCGUGUGCGGGGGUUGGAUCGUCGAUAAGACGUUCCGCCGGUACGUGUUGGUCACGGAGCGCUGUGCGUCGGAGGCUGCCGAAGUGAGGGAGCUGCUGGUGCGGCAUGGAAGCGCCAAGGUAACCUGGCGUACGCUUAGCAGUGGCGUGGACCGGAAGCUGUACCAUCCGUCGAACCAGCGGUUCGUGGUGCUGAGUACGUUCGGGAAGUUUCGCCGUGGGGUCCCGUCGUACGAACCGCAGCAUCACAACGGCACGGUGAUGCUUAGCUGGGGCAAAAGGCAUGGAGUUCUCGAGAAGGCCGUGCUGGUGCUUGCCGAGGAACAGGAGCGGUUCCUUCCGACGCUGGCCGGCGAUCUGUUGUGCAAGAGUUCUGAGGACGCUUUCGUUUUGGAAGGAGGACUAAUCCUGCGUAACCUCAAGCCCUACGCCAUGCUGACGGUACGUCCAUCCGGGGAGUCUGAGAACUGUGCCAGCUCGGUGGAGUUGCUGGAACUUGGAGAUUUAACAAGCGAUUGGAGAGUGUCGAUGUUGCGGGAGGCACCGGUAGUGGGACACAAGGGAAGGUCAACUGAACUUGAUGAAUCGACAGGUUGGUUCACGCAAGCCAACUCCCCGUUUGGCUACAUCAUGUACACGAUCUUUCUUGCCUACACCAUGCUCUACACCAUGCUAUACUUCAUACUGGCCGUAGGGAAACCUCCAGAUAGUAGCGAUCUGUAA
Molecule: messenger RNA, 849 nt
Organism: Anopheles coustani
Lineage: Eukaryota; Metazoa; Arthropoda; Insecta; Diptera; Culicidae
Exons: 2
Coding region: 1-849 (282 amino acids)
Source: RefSeq, a predicted model, not a curated record